Cyprinus carpio (common carp) is the source of this 1527-nucleotide messenger RNA. RefSeq names its product SLAIN motif-containing protein 1-like. Gene Ontology annotation, cellular component: microtubule plus-end. Bases 487 to 1527 code for a protein of 346 amino acids. Lineage: Eukaryota; Metazoa; Chordata; Actinopteri; Cypriniformes; Cyprinidae. The transcript has 6 exons. The record is from RefSeq and is a predicted model, not a curated record. Gene Ontology annotation, biological process: cytoplasmic microtubule organization; positive regulation of microtubule polymerization; microtubule nucleation.
AAAACCUAGUACACCUUCAGUUGCUGGUCCCCAUUGACAUCCAUGGUGUGGAAUCAUUUCCAUUCCGUAUCAUUUCCUUCAAUCAGCUCAGCAUUUUUCAAACUGUGUGAAAUGUGAGACAUCACUCAUGGUGUCUGGAAACAACCAUUGCAGCAUAUGUUCCAACAGGAAAAGAUUUGUCACAGAAGGUCUGCAUAUGGUGCUGGUUGUCAGCUGGUUUUGCUUUAGGACACAUAUUUUACAAUUACAUCAAGUGGCAACCCAACACAGGACUAUAAUCAUUCAGCAACCAAACUGAAUUGAAUGUAGUCUAUACUGUGUAGUUCUGCUCAUUGUUUGUAAAGGCUAUUUAUACUCGCCAUAGUCUGAGAUAAUAUCUAUCAUCUCUCUCCUGACCCAGAUCUACCUUUACCAAAAAAUCAGAAGUCUCUCACAGGGAGGAACUGCUCAAGCCUAACCGAAAGAUCUCCCACAUUCCUCUAUCACAUGGCUACACAAGGUAAUAGUCAUCGUCAAAAGUCUCUCAGUCCUCAGUCGUCCAUAGACAGUGACCUAAGUGUCUCUGAACUGGAGGACGACUCCAUCUCUAUGAGCUAUAAGCUUCAGGACAUGACUGAUGUGGAGGUCAUGGCCCGACUGCAGGAGGAGAGUCUACGGCAGGAGUACGCGAGCACAGCUGCCACACGCACAGCCACGCGGCGCAGUGCCAGUUUUUCGGUGCACACAGGUGCACGCAGGAGCAUGAGGAGUGAGGCCGAGCUGGAGGAAGAGGAAGAGGAAGAGGAAGAGUACGAUCAGCUGUCAGCUCCGCAGCCGCGGCUCUUCCGUACGUCCUCUAUGCAGCGCAGCACGUCCCACUCACAGAGCCUCUCCAGCAUGAAAGAGUGCCGGCGCAGCCCAUCCACGCCUCAGUACCUCAACAGCCUGUCCUACCAGCAGCUGCACAUGCCCAACCUCAGCUCCAGUGCAGCUACAGAGACCCAGAGCUACAGAGCCAGCACAGACAAGCUAAGGAGGAGCAUGCCAAACCUACUUCGAGCUCCCAGCAUUCCCAGUGUCAUCAGUGUGCCGAACGUUCCUGCUCCGACCGCUCACAUUGCCACAUCGUCCUCGUCUUUCUCGUUACUCCGAAACAGUCAGAGUUUUGAUUCCCACAGUGGUCUGACCAAGAUACAGUCUGCAAUUCCCUCUCCGGGCCAGUUACAGCAGCGGGUUCAGAGCGUGGGUAACUUCUCAACACGGCCCCCUCUGAAAGCCACAGCGUACGUGAGCCCUACCAUCCAGAGUGCCACCACAAUGCCUUCCUCUGUUAGUCUCAGCUCUAUCCCCAGCAGCAGCAGCAUCCCUCUCCCCAGCAAACCCUCCUCCAGUCGCAGCGCUCUACCUCGUCCUGCCUCCUUUGUUGGGACAAGUGGGGCCUCACGCAGUAAAAUUGCACAGCCCAUACGCAGUUUACUGACUCCACCGAAGAGUGUCUCUGCUCUGAGCGCCCUGCGUGACGGCAGCUGGAGGGACGGCUGCUAUUAA